Protomyces lactucae-debilis is the source of this 780-nucleotide messenger RNA. Its product is annotated as ClpP/crotonase. Bases 1 to 780 code for a protein of 259 amino acids. Lineage: Eukaryota; Fungi; Ascomycota; Taphrinomycetes; Taphrinales; Protomycetaceae. The record is from RefSeq and is a predicted model, not a curated record. Gene Ontology annotation, molecular function: enoyl-CoA hydratase activity. Gene Ontology annotation, biological process: fatty acid beta-oxidation. The transcript has a single exon. Gene Ontology annotation, cellular component: mitochondrion.
AUGGCAGCAGACUACCAGUACAUCCUCCACUCACAGCCAGCACCCGGUGUUGCUCUCAUCACCCUCAAUCGACCCAAACAGCUCAAUGCCCUCUUCUCACCGCUCUUCAAGGAAUUGAAUGCCUGUCUCGCCAAAACCCAAGACGAUGCGGCAGUUGGCGCGAUUGUCAUUACAGGCUCGGAGAAGUCCUUUGCAGCAGGCGCAGAUAUCAAGGAGAUGUCGAUCAAGACCUACCAAGAAGUCGCGAGUCAGGACUUCCUUGCCAGUUGGGGACAUCUCACCUCGAUCCGCAAACCAAUAUUAGCGGCAGUCAAUGGUUUUGCACUGGGCGGUGGAUGCGAAUUGGCCAUGAUGUGUGAUAUUGUUUAUGCGGGCGACAAGGCAACUUUCGGACAGCCUGAAAUCAAGCUAGGUGUGAUUCCUGGCGCUGGUGGUACGCAACGCCUCCUUCGAGCAGCUGGCAAAUCCAACGCCAUGGAAAUUAUUCUGACGGGUCGCAACUUUUCAGCGCAAGAAGCGUUGAGCUGGGGUCUCGUGAGCAAGAUAUUCAAGCCAGAGGAGCUGGUGGAUGAGACUGUCAAGACGGCUGCCAAAAUUGCUGGCUUUGGACGUCUGAGCGUGCAGCAGGGUAAAGAAGCUAUCAAUGCCGCUGCCGAAUUAUCCCUCAAGGAAGGCCUCAUCUAUGAGCGUCGCUUGUUCCAUGGGCUAUUUGCAACCGAGGACCAAAAGGAAGGUAUGAAUGCCUUUUUGGAGAAGCGCAAGCCAACCUUCAAGCUUUAA